AUGCAAUCUUUAUUCAAAAGAAGCAAUUUCACUGAAGAUCGUCUUCUAUGUUCAUCAGGUGCACAACGUCACAGGUCAAGCUUAACACGUGGAGCAUUGGUCGCUUGUAUUAUUCUCGCAUUACUUGGCCUUCUCGUUCUCACAGGCACUGUGAUCGAUAUUCUGCACUUUUCUUGUGCUGAUUCCUCCGCUAAUCUAGCAACAAAUAUCAAUGAUGAUGAACAAGGUGAAAAACAAUCUCUCUUGCCAAAGAAAAAUUCUGUUCAAAUUGCAUUCAAUACAUCCGCAUUUCUUGCUCAAUUUUCAACCAUUCGCACACUGAAUCGCAUCUUUUCGAUUAAUACUAAUAAUAAUAAUGAUUCUUUUUCGUUUAUCAAUGGCAUUCGUGUACUUGCACUCUUUUGGGUUAUUUUUGGUCAUUUAUUUUCUUUUGGUGCGUUCUAUUCAAGUAAUUUACUGGACAUUAUCGCCUGGUCUAAUAAUCUAGCCUUUCAACUUAUUCUGGGUGGUCAGUUCAGUGUCGAUACAUUCUUUGUUCUAAGUGGGUUUUUGACAGCUAUCGUCUUUGUUCGAGAGGCUGAUAAACAAAAAUUUUCAUUUCGAUUCGUUCUCCUUUAUUAUAUUCAUCGAUAUAUUCGUCUCACGCCAGCCUAUCUACUUGUCAUUCUCAUCAGCAUUAAUUUAACGCCUUAUUUCGGCAACGGACCUGCUUUUCCAUUUGAACAAGGAUUUGAAUCAAAUGGAUGUCGUAAUCAAUGGUGGUGGACAUCAAUUCUCUAUAUUAGUAAUUUGGUUCAACCGGACAACAUGUGUCUACCCAUCACGUGGUAUCUUCAAAAUGAUAUGCAAUUUCAUUGGUUAGCUCCACUUGCUCUAGUUCCAUUUAUUAUGAGACGAAAAUCAAUCGGGUUCUGUGUUAUUAUUCUCUUCGUUUCUGUCAGUAUUGGGUCUAUAAUUGGACUUCUUCUUCAUUAUCCGUACAUGACAGCCAAUAUCUUCCAACCAAACACACCGGAUCAAGGGCUCACUUAUGAUGACACAAUCUAUAUGACUCCAUGGUGUCGCAUUUCAGCCUAUGCCAUUGGUAUUUUAACUGGUUUUGUUCUCAUCCAUACCGGUCGUUCCUAUCGUCUCAAUAAGUACGUGAUCCUAAUUGGCAGUCUUAUUGCUAUUCUACUUGCAAUGACUUGUAUAUUCGCCAUUUAUCCUGACUAUGUACUUGUAGAAGGUAUAAGUCGAUCGUCAAGAAUUGCUUAUGAAGCACUCUCACGUC
This is a messenger RNA of Rotaria sp. Silwood1, 1273 nucleotides long. NCBI's taxonomy places the organism in Eukaryota, Metazoa, Rotifera, Eurotatoria, Philodinida, Philodinidae. The record is from the annotation of a GenBank genome assembly.